AUGACCGAUCUGAUCACAAAUCUUGCCAUUUGCACAUAUGCCCAGCACCGCCGCUCCCUCGCUUCUGGUGCAGCUCAUGAGCUCAUAGUCAAUCACUCCCUCUCCCAAAUCCCCGCUCGCGGUCAUAACGCGACCAGUCCCCACGCCCACCAGAUCCUGAUCCGCAACCGCGCCAUUGCCACCAACCCCUCCGAUGGGAAGAUCCAAGACCCCAACGUCCACGUCAAAUCCUACCCCGCGAUCCUCGGCAGCGACAUGGCGGGCACCGUCGAAAGGAUCAGGUGUCCCCGUGACCCGAUUCGGGAAACGAGACCGCGUGUCCGGGUUUGCGAUUUCCACGCUGCGGGAUGGUGUGGACGAGGGCGCGUUUCAGGAAUACGUCCCCGUGGAUGCGGCAUGCUGCGCCAAGGUUCGCGUUAG
This is a messenger RNA of Letharia columbiana, 420 nucleotides long. RefSeq lists its product as uncharacterized. Lineage: Eukaryota; Fungi; Ascomycota; Lecanoromycetes; Lecanorales; Parmeliaceae. The record is from RefSeq and is a predicted model, not a curated record. The coding region runs from base 1 to 420 and encodes 139 amino acids. The transcript is spliced from 3 exons.